AUGUCGAUCAAUGUCUGCGCAAACUGCGGAGAACUAUUUCAUGCAUGUCUGCUCAAUAGCGCAGCACUAGGCGAUGAUCCCAUGCUCCCAUCCAGGUUGCUGGGAGGCCUUGGCACACCGAAGCGAUGGGUCCGGGAUAUGCCAUGUGGUCUGAAGGCCUACACCCACAGAGAAAACUUCUAG
Penicillium concentricum is the source of this 183-nucleotide messenger RNA. RefSeq lists its product as uncharacterized. The record is from RefSeq and is a predicted model, not a curated record. Lineage: Eukaryota; Fungi; Ascomycota; Eurotiomycetes; Eurotiales; Aspergillaceae. The transcript has 2 exons. The coding region runs from base 1 to 183 and encodes 60 amino acids.